GUACAGGGGCGAGGCGAGAGGGGCGUGGCCUCAGGGGGCGGGGCCGAUCGAUCUUCUCCGGUUCUGACACACUCGGCAGGCCCAGUGGCCCGAGUCCGCUGGAGCGUACGUUCGGGGGAAUUUGUGCUUGCCGGCGAUGUGGGGUGGCGAUCGCCUGGCGGGUGCGGAGGGUGGUGGGGUAGCGGUGACUGUGGUCUUCACCAACGCUCGAGACUGCUUCCUCCACUUGCCGCGGCGUCUCGUGGCCCAGCUUCACUUGCUGCAGAAUCAAGCUAUAGAAGUGGCCUGGGGUCAUCAGCCUGCAUUCUUGAGCUGGGUAGAAGGCAGGCAUUUUAGUGAUCAAGGUGACAGUGUGGCUGAAAUUAACAGACAACUUGGUCAGAAACUUGGACUCUCAAAUGGGGACCAGGUGUUUCUCAAGCUGUGCUCCCAUGUGGUGUCUUGUCAACAAGUGGAGGUGGAACCCCUAUCAGCAGAUGAUUGGGAGAUACUGGAACUGCAUGCUGCUUCCCUUGAACAGCAUCUGCUAGAUCAAAUUCGAAUAGUUUUUCCGAAAGCCAUUUUUCCUGUUUGGGUUGAUCAACAAACUUACAUAUUCAUCCAAAUUGUUGCACUGAUUCCAGCUGCUGCUUAUGGAAGGCUGGAAGCUGACACCACACUCCUUAUUCAGCCAAAGACCCGCCAGGCCAAAGAGAAGACAGUUUCAAAAGCAGAUAAUGCACAUGGGAAAUUUCACAAUAGGUCUAAUAAAACAGAAGUUACAGUUGACUCACCAUCCAUGCCAAGCUUAUGGACUUUGAUAGGAAGCAUUUUUUCUUUUGGGUCUGAGAAGAAACAAGAGCUAUCUUGGGGUUUAACUGAAAUGAAUGCAUUCAAAAAUAUGCAGUCCAAAGUCGUUCCUCUAGACAAUAUUUUUAGAGUGUGCAAAUCGCAGCCUCCCAGUAUGUGUAAUGCCACAGCAACUUCUGAGUUUCACAAACACUAUGCCGUUCAUGUAUUUCCAUGGGACCAGGAAUAUUUUGAUGUGGAGCCCAGCUUUACUGUGACCUAUGGAAAGCUAAUUAAGCUACUUUCUCCAAAGCAACAGCAAAGUAAAACAAAACAAAAUGUCCUGUCACCUGAAAAAGGGAAGCAGAUAUCAGAACCACUAGAUCAAAAACAAAUCAGCUCAGACCAUAGUCAAGAAGCUGCUAAGUCCUGUGUGCUAAAGGUUGUCUGGAAUGGACUUGAGGAAUUGAAGAAUGCCAUAAAGUACACCAAAGACAUAGAAGCACUUCAUCUUGGGAAAGUCUGGAUUCCAGAUGACCUGAGAAAGAGACUAAAUAUAGAAAUGCAUGCAGUAGUCAGAAUAACUCCAGUGGAAAUUACCCCUAAAAUUCCAAGAUCUCUAAAACUACAACCUAGAGAAAACUUACCUAAAGAUGUAAGUGAAGAAGAUGUAAAAACUGUGUUCUCUUCAUGGCUACAGCAAUGUACCACUACCACACUUCCUUUGAUAAUAUCAGAGGAAGAAUAUAUUAAGCUGAGAAUUAAAGAUGAGUUGGAGGAGUUUUCUCUAAAUAUAGUUCAUUCUUGGGAAAAAGAAAAAGAAAACAUUUUUUUAUUGAGUCCCAGUCUGCUGCAGAAGAUCACAAUACAAGUCCUUCUAGAUCCUAUGGUAAAAGAAGAAAACAGUGAGGAAAUUGACUUUAUUCUUCCUUUUUUAAAGCUGAACUGCUUGGGAGGAGUGAAUUCUUUAGGUGUGUCUUCCAUGGAACACAUCACUCACAGCCUCCUGGGGCGCCCUUUGUCUCGGCAGCUGAUGUCCCUUGUAGCGGGACUUAGGAAUGGAGCCCUUUUAUUCACAGGAGGAAAGGGCAGUGGAAAAUCAACUUUAGCCAAGGCAGUCUGUAAAGAAGCAUUUGACAUAUUGGAUGCCCAUGUGGAGAUAGUGGACUGUAAAACUUUACGAGGAAAAAGGCUUGAACACAUACAAAAAACCCUGGAGCUGGCUUUCUCAGAGGCGACAUGGAGGCAGCCUUCUGUGGUUCUGCUGGACGACCUUGACCUCAUUGUUGGCCUGCCUGCUCUCCCAGAACAUGAGCAUAGCCCUGAGGCUGCGCAGAGCCAGAGGCUUGCACAUGCUUUGAAUGAUGCAAUGAAAGAGUUUAUUUCCAUGGGAAGUUUGGUAGCACUGGUUGCCACAAGCCAGUCUCAACAUUCACUGCAACCUCUGCUCGUCUCGGCUCAAGGAAUUCACAUAUUUCAGUGUGUCCAACAUAUUCAGCCUCCUGAUCAGGAGCAAAGAUGUGAAAUGCUACAUAAUGUAAUAAAAAAUAAACUGGGCUCUGAUGUAAACAAGUUCACUAAUCUUGACCUGCAUUGUAUAGCUAAACGAACUGAAGGGUUUGUGGCUAGAGAUUUUACAAUGCUUGUGGAUCGAGCCAUACAUUUUCAUCUCUCUCACCAGAGCAUAUCCACCAGAGAAGAAUUAGUUUUAACAACAUUGGACUUCCAAAAGGCUCUCCAAGGAUUUCUUCCUGCAUCUCUGCGAAAUGUCAACUUGCAUAAACCUAGGGACCUGGGCUGGGAUAAAAUUGGUGGAUUACAUGAAGUUCGGCAGAUACUCAUGGAUACUAUCCAGUUACCAGCCAAGUACCCAGAACUAUUUGCAAACUUGCCCAUACGACAAAGAACGGGAGUACUGCUGUAUGGUCCUCCUGGGACAGGAAAAACCUUACUAGCUGGAGUAGUUGCACGAGAGAGUGGAAUGAAUUUUAUUAGUAUCAAGGGGCCAGAGUUACUGAGCAAAUACAUUGGAGCAAGUGAACAAGCUGUUCGGGAUAUUUUUAUUAGAGCACAGGCAGCCAAGCCCUGCAUUCUUUUCUUUGAUGAAUUUGAAUCCAUUGCCCCUCGACGAGGCCAUGAUAAUACAGGAGUUACAGAUCGUGUGGUUAACCAGCUGCUGACUCAGUUGGAUGGGGUGGAAGGCUUACAGGGUGUUUAUGUAUUGGCUGCUACUAGUCGCCCUGACUUGAUUGACCCUGCCCUGCUUAGGCCUGGCCGACUCGAUAAAUGUGUAUACUGUCCUCCUCCUGAUCAGGUAUCACGUCUUGAAAUUUUAAAUGUUCUCAGUGACUCUCUACCUCUGGCAGAUGAUGUGGACCUUCAGCACGUGGCAUCAGUAACCGACUCCUUCACGGGAGCUGACCUGAAAGCUUUACUGUACAAUGCCCAGUUAGAGGCCUUACAGGGAAGGCUGCUGUUCUGUGGGCUCCAAGAUGGAAGUUCCAGCUCUGAUAGUGACCUAAGUCUGUCUUCAAUGGUUUUUCUCAACCACAGCAGCGGCUCCGAUGAUUCAGCUGGAGAUGGGGAGUGUGGCUUGGAGCAGUCCCUGGUUUCUCUAGAGUUGUCUGAGAUGCUUCCAGAUGAAUCAAAAUUCAAUAUGUACCGGCUCUACUUUGGAAGCUCCUAUGAAUCAGAACUCGGGAACGGAACAUCUUCUGAUCUGAGCUCACAGUGCCUGUCUGCACCAAGCUCCAUGACACAGGACUUUUCUGGAGUCCCUGGGAAAGAUCAGUCAUUUUCACGACCUCCAGUGUUCAGAACAUCCUCACAAGAGGGUUCCCAAGAACUUACACAGGAACAAAGAGAUCAGCUACGGGCAGAUAUCAGUGUCAUCAAAGGCAGAUACCGGAGCCAAAGUGGAGAGGAUGACUCCCUUAACCAACCAGGACCGGUCAAAACCAGUUUGGCUAUUAGCCAGUCGCAUUUAAUGGCCGCCCUCAGUCACACAAGGCCAUCCAUUAGCGAAGACGACUGGAAGAAUUUUGCUGAACUGUAUGAAAGCUUCCAAAAUCCAAAGAAAAGAAAGACUCAAAGUGGAACAAUGUUUCGACCUGGACAGAAAGUAACUCUAGCAUAAAACAUACUUUUGAUUUUGUUUUUGCUGGCUUGUUCCUAUGUUGUGACAGUAAAAAUGGGGUCUGUAAAUUUCUUUUUAACAAAUUAGGUUAAUCUAUAAAAUCACAGAUUGGCAAACCUGUGGUUAUGUCAUAAUCAGGAUUACUUGAGAUUAAUUCUGUAGAAUAAAUUGGGAUAUUUAUAACUGAUUAUCUUAUUUCCUAUAAAUCUAAAUUAAAUCCUUAGUGAAAAAAUAUUGUCUUAAUGGUGUAACUAAUUAUUUUCUCAUCUGAGGAAAAUACAUUUCUUAGAACUCACAUAUUCAACAUCUUCCUUGCGUUUGACAAAUCUUAUACUUAGCACCUUUGACCAUUUGAAAAUGUCCUAUUAUUUACUGAUCCGAUGCUCUGUUCUUCUAUCAGAACAUGUAGACUUUACAUACAAUUCCAAAUAAAUUCAGUUAUUCCCACCACCAGAAAUGAGAUCGUAUCCCCUUAAUAUACUACAUCUAGUUCCAAGGCCAAGAUCUUAAAUGAGGUCCAUUCCCCCCCUGAUCCAUCAUGACUUUGUCUGGAUGUUCUCUAAUCUGUGAACUAGAUGUAAACUGAGCCACCAUCAACACAAACUGUGUAUAGUAAUGCAGUAGGAGAAAGGAAAAGGGAGAAAGUUAGGUGAAGUAUAUAAAUAAAUACAUGAAAUGGCAAA
Messenger RNA from Leopardus geoffroyi (Geoffroy's cat), 4587 nucleotides. It is a transcript of the gene PEX1, whose product is annotated as peroxisomal biogenesis factor 1. Bases 137 to 3904 code for a protein of 1255 amino acids. The transcript has 24 exons. Gene Ontology annotation, biological process: protein import into peroxisome matrix. NCBI's taxonomy places the organism in Eukaryota, Metazoa, Chordata, Mammalia, Carnivora, Felidae. Gene Ontology annotation, molecular function: ATP binding; ATP hydrolysis activity. The record is from RefSeq and is a predicted model, not a curated record. Gene Ontology annotation, cellular component: peroxisomal membrane; peroxisome; cytosol.